This is a messenger RNA of Gastrolobium bilobum, 1590 nucleotides long. RefSeq lists its product as uncharacterized. The transcript is spliced from 7 exons. The coding region runs from base 203 to 1111 and encodes 302 amino acids. Lineage: Eukaryota; Viridiplantae; Streptophyta; Magnoliopsida; Fabales; Fabaceae. Gene Ontology annotation, biological process: DNA damage checkpoint signaling; DNA repair. Gene Ontology annotation, cellular component: checkpoint clamp complex. The record is from RefSeq and is a predicted model, not a curated record.
UAAUACCAUAGUCAUCGCGGCAAUGAAUUUAUUUUCGGUCUUGCCUCAAUUAAUAUUCUCAACAAUUUAAUAACACACUAUUUAAUGAGAAUCUUAACCAAGGGAGGAGUUAAUGUUCACAUUACUAAAGAAUGGAGUAAGUGUAUAAGAAUUUGAACAGACGAAAGGGGUUCAUAAAAGGGUUCUACUAAAGGGAAGAAGAAUGAGCCAGUCAGGCAUGGAGGAAGAAGCCCCAGACGUUUUGUGCCACCUGGAAAACGUUCAAGGCUUAGUGGACGCCCUCACCGCCGUUCGAUGGAAGCGCCACCAGGACGCCGUUUUGGAAUUGUCCGAACACGGCCUCGUUUUGAUAGUCGAAGAAAGCGGUUGCCUCCAAGCCAAGGUUUAUCUCAAACGUGAGCUAUUCAUUCGCUAUGAUUACAAUGCACACGGACGACCUCGUUUUGGAGUGAGUUUGGGGCUUUUCGUGGAUUGCUUGAACGCCUUCUCGGUUCCUGGUCAUUCAAGCGUCAUUCAGAUUCAAUAUCCUGGUCCUGACAUGCAGGUUCUUCUCAAAUCUGUAGAUUCGCCGAAUGGCAGUAUUUGUGCAGAGAUCAGGACAAGGAUUCCUGAUACAAUUGCAUGGGACUACAAUUUUGAACCUGCUGGGACAAACCCUUUAACCUUUACUGUUAAGUCUGCAGCACUAAAGGAAGCUAUUGAAGAUCUUGAAUGGCCAGGAUCAAGCAUCCAGAUUAUUCUAGAGCCAGAUCCUCCUUCUGUUACAUUGAGAGCUGAAGGACAUGGAGACUUGCAGAUAGACUUCAUGUAUUAUGUGAAUUCCGAUCUCUUGGUAGCAUUUCAGUGUGAUCAUCGGGUUUCUUUCAAGUACAAAUAUAAGUUUCUCAGAGCAACAACUUCUAAUAUGCCUAGCAGUGUUAUUAAAGAAAAUAGAGGAAGCAAGUUAAGCAUUGGGAGAGGUGGAAUGUUAAAAGUUCAGCAUUUGGUGUCAAUUGCCAAACCAUCUGUGCCAUAUGUUGAUUCUGCAGGCUAUCAGCAACCAAGUCGAAUAGCUCAUAUUGAAUUCUUUGUGAAACCAGAGGAAAGUGAAGACUCAACGAAUGAUUAUUAGGUAGUAUCAAGGAAAGUAUGCCUUAUAGUUUUCCCUACACUGCUUUCGAAUCCAACGUGACGCAAAAAAGAAAACUUGACUGUUGGGAGAUGCGUAACUCAUUUAUGCCACCGCUAAAAUUGGAAAGACAGAUUUAACUGCAACAACUUAAAAGUAACUGAUUUUAUAAUCAGUUCUAGACCCAAAAUAUGAAGGGAAAAAAGUCAUUUAACUAUUGGAAGCUGAAAUACUUAGGACUCCAAAAGUAAUGCUGUACUUGCAUGUGUGGAUAUGGCAUGCUAAAUGAGCUGCGUUAUUUAUUCUCGAAUCAAGUACUCGUGGGCCCAUAAUACAAUUCCUUGAUUAAGACAAAUCCAAAACUCAUAAGACUCUUUCUCUCAGCCUUUCCUUUAUUUUCACGUGUUUCAUUUCUGCGCAAUCCUCGUCCCCUUCUCCCCUUCUUUUAUGCCAUCAGUCCUCCUAUUGCAUGCAAAAACAUU